Messenger RNA from Eptesicus fuscus (big brown bat), 964 nucleotides. RefSeq lists its product as uncharacterized. The record is from RefSeq and is a predicted model, not a curated record. The transcript has 6 exons. The coding region runs from base 1 to 666 and encodes 221 amino acids. NCBI's taxonomy places the organism in Eukaryota, Metazoa, Chordata, Mammalia, Chiroptera, Vespertilionidae.
AUGGCCUCUUCGCUGCGGCGGCGGCUGCGGCGGCGGCAGCAGCUCCGCGGCGUUCCUGCCCGCUCCCCUCCUCCACCCGCCCGCCUCCCGCCCGCAGCCCCAGAUCCCAGCGCGCACGCGCGCCGCCGCCCGCCCACCGCGGCCAUUGGCUCAGCCCGCUUCCUGGGCACGCCCCCCUUCUCCCCCCCCAAGCGUCCUCACCGAUUGGCGGGCGAUGAAACCUUUGGUUGGAAACAGUUGCUCUGCGCCCCGCAGUGCGGACCCCUCAGGGCUGACUUGGGGGGGAUUCUAGCGCGGUGUCCAGGCCAGAAUUACUGGUGCAGUGACCUGGAGAUAAGGGCUUCGCCUCUGGAAAAUGCUCAGGAUUCGGUGCUUCUGAAUUCAGGGUGCACCGCAAACAGGAUUGAAGCUCAUCUGAUACUCAAAAUAUUAUCUCCAAGCACAGUUAUGGAGCUUCUUCCAUGUACCAGAUAUUUAGUGGCAAAUACUACAGACACAGACCACGAGUGCAGCAUUCAUGAACAAGAUCUGCAGCCAAAUUUAUUUCCAAAGAGGAAGUCGAAGAGAGCCUUGGAGACAAGAAAGACCUGUUUGGUGUUGGUUGCUGAGAGCAGAGGAUAUUUAGUGGCAAAUACUACAGAUACAGAUGCCCUGACCUGGAAUUGAACCGUGACCUCCUGGUUCAUAGGUGGACACUCAACCACGGAGCCAGCAGGGAUACCACCAGAAUCAUUUUGAAAUGUACAAUUCAGUGACAAUGACCACUCGUUCUGAUCGAUGGCACACGCACUUUCUGAGCAGCCCUUCAAAACAUACGAAGAAGUGGAAAAUUGGGUCUCUGAAUGGUCUGCCUCAAAACAAGGAAAGUUCUAUUGGGAUGGUAUCCACAAGUUACCUGAAAGAUGGGGGAAAUGUGUAGCUAGCAAUGGACAUUACUUUGAAUAAAGCACUUUUGAUGUUUCUC